UAUAUCAUAGAGAAGCAGAGAACGUAUAUAUCAUAACAUCUUAAAACAAAAUAAAUUUCAAGAGCUAUUGUGAAUUAGCCACUGUCAAUAGUCAAAACAUUGACGGUCAGCUGUUGUAAACAAAUUAUUGCACGUGCAUAUAUCGUGCAAAUUGUAAUUUAAUUAAUUAUUCAAGUCAGAAAAAUGCCAGAAAUAGAGGGUUAUAAAGUGGUACCUUUACGCCUCACUACAGACCGUCCUAUGGAACUGUGUCACCAUAUUUACAUGCGUGAACAUUUUAUACGAUUGGAGGUUGCAGACAAACCAAAAGGCCGCACACUCUUCUUACUAAACGUGCCACCAUAUGUGACAGAACAGAGUUUGGGCACCUUUUUCCGCGCUAAAGUGGAUGUAUCAAAUAAAGUGAGCUUUGCUGAACGUCCAGGUCGAAAUGAAAGUGAAAAAUGGCAACAACACUGCAUACCGUUUAGCGCGUCAGCACCGCCGUUCAAAUUUAAAGUGGCUUAUAUAGUUUUUCACAAAAGUGUGGGUGUAAAACGAGCGUUGCAAGUGCAAAGCAUAGAUUUGUUUAAUAGUGAUGGGAAUUGUUUGUUGGAGUCGGGUAUGCAACUAUUGCAUAGCCAAUACGAAAAAAGCAUUUUAAAUGAAGUGGAACUACAGGCGCGCAUUGAUAAGUAUAUGGAAGCUUAUGAUAAGCGCGAAAAGGAGACAAUUGAAGCAGCGAAGAACUCCGAAGCAGAUGCUGACGGUUGGGUGACUGUUGGUAAACAAGGACGUAACGCUGGUUUCGAACAAAAAGAGUCGGUUGUUGGACGAUUAGAAGAGAAAAUAGUGAAAGGCAAGAAGAAAAAGGAAUUAGAAAAUUUCUACACUUUUCAGAUACGUGAAUCGAAAAUGAAGAAUAUAAUUGAGUUGCGCAAAAAGUUCGAAGAAGAUAAGCAGAAAAUCGAAGCACUAAAGAAGACACGUCGUUUUAGACCUUUCUAGUUUAAUAUGUACUUAUAAUAUACGCUAUAUACUUUAUAGAUUAGUGUACAUUUUUUAUUUGUAAAAAUACAAUUUAUAUUAGUAUAGCUUAAACUAAA
This is a messenger RNA of Bactrocera oleae (olive fruit fly), 1085 nucleotides long. Its product is annotated as ribosomal RNA-processing protein 7 homolog A. Gene Ontology annotation, cellular component: CURI complex; UTP-C complex. The record is from RefSeq and is a predicted model, not a curated record. Lineage: Eukaryota; Metazoa; Arthropoda; Insecta; Diptera; Tephritidae. Gene Ontology annotation, biological process: ribosomal small subunit assembly; rRNA processing.